This is a messenger RNA of Symbiodinium sp. CCMP2592, 1959 nucleotides long. NCBI's taxonomy places the organism in Eukaryota, Dinophyceae, Suessiales, Symbiodiniaceae. The record is from the annotation of a GenBank genome assembly.
AUGGCCGGAAACGGAAGCAUGCAGUUUGGAUUUGGAUACUUCUGUCGAAGACAAUUCGUGACUUGUGUGGCACCGAAGGAGCGCAGAAGGAUGCUCAUCUCACAAGAGCAGAUGCAGGAGCGCCUGAACUCCGGGCAACAUCAUUGCAAGGUGAAGCUUUUGGCGCAGAGACAGGCUGACGAGGCCGAGCGCCGGCGGAGUGCUGACCAGUCUUUCCUGCUGCUCGAGGUUGGCCGCGGGCUCUCCAGCCGGUUGGAUUUCAAUAUCAUUCUCCUCUUGAUGCCAGAGGAACGCAGCGGAUGCGCCCUUGGGAAGGUCUUUCCAAGCGCCUCUUGUGCAUCCACCUGCAGGCGCUCUCCCGGACUCCUUCUGCGGCGGUGGAUGCCACGCAAGCCAUGUCACGGUGUAUCUCUUGCUUGGAGAGCGGCCCGAUGCAUGUCGUCUUUGCAGCAGGCCACCGGGCUUCGCCUGGCCUGGCACGGCAGCUCUGCUCUCAAGGAUGCAAAUGCGGCGCUCUCCCGAGCUCCUUCUGCGGCGGUGGACGCCCCGCAAGCCAGGGCCUGCCGGGCCAUGUCACGGUGUAUCUCUUGCUUGGAGAGCGGCCCGAUGCAUGUCGCCUUCGCUCGACGUGGUUCCGGGCGCAGCCGUCGAGGCGAGCUGCAGGCAACGAAUGGGUGGCAAUUGCUUGUCAUUGCCAAUUCGUCGUGCUGCUCUCCCGCCGUAUCCGGCAACCAAGCCGACCGUGUUCCGUCUUUCGUGAUUCAUUGUGGUGUUCUGCCGAUUCAUAGCUUGGCAUUGGUUGUCGCUGUAAUUGCCCGAGAACUCUGGGACUGCGCAGUGGCUGGUGCCGUGGCUGGUUCUGGAUGCUUCUGGAUUCCAUGGCCUAUGCUCGGAGGUUUGCGACCACAGUGCUUGGUUUUCGAUCAGACGAACGCAGCAGAGUGCCCUUCCGACGGCAGCGGCCUGAGACGGAGUGGCGCAUUUGUGGAAUUUGGGGGGCCUCGUGGUGAGCUUGCGUGCACGGCGGCUGCCGCCGAGGACUGCUUGCAGCGCCAUGCCGCACCGUACUUUUCAGAAGCUUGCCACAGAAACCUGCACCCGCGCGCUUGUCGUCGAAUGUGCCCUCCGCACUGUCUUCGUGCGGCAGAUUCUGGCUCGAAGGCGCGACGCUACGAGUGGGCUCUGGACAAAAGGAUCCUUCCCGCACGGGCCAUGGCCAUGGCCCCGAUCCCGUGUGUCGUGACAGGCAAGCCUUGCCAGCCCUUGUCGGAGUCGAAGGAGUGGAACAAAGGUUUGACGAAAUACGAGCAGAGCGCCGCAGCCGAUUACAAGAAGUUCUCCAGGGCAGUCGGCGGCCCGGGGGGUGUCUAUGCCCCCUUCAUGAACAACCGCACGGCAGUGAACACAUUUCACCUCAUGAACUACUUCAAUAAGAUUGUCGUCCGUCAACAACUCGGCAAGGGCCUCACAGCAUGUUACAGAAGUGCGUCUGGAAGGCUCCGCAAACUCGAUGACACCGACCGGAGUUUGGAAUCUUUCCGGUCAGAUGCCCUGAAGCUCUGUCGAAACAGCUCUGUGCUGAACUUCCACAUCAUGCUCCGGCGGGACAACACAAGAUUGACACUGUGGGCUCCUGGCCAGGGGCAGCUGCUGAGCCGUCCGGUGUCGCCCGAAGAGCUGACCAUGACGUUCAUCGGUGAAUGGCAAACCGACGAGAACAUCGGCAGUGUUCAGUACUUCAAGAAUCUUGUGGGGUAUUCGGUCCCGCUCUCCGAAGCUUCGAUGUUGGAGUUCAAGCAAGUAUCCUUUGAAUCAUCCAGCUCAGAUUUGGACAUCGAGUUCCAGCUUUUCUGUCCAAGUGGACGGUUGUUCGUUGAUUAUGCCCAGCCUUUAGCAGAAAACAAUGCAGAUUGGUCUGGCAGCAACGUCCUGGACUACACGGUGAUCCUGACGAUCUAG